Drosophila navojoa is the source of this 554-nucleotide messenger RNA. RefSeq lists its product as uncharacterized. The record is from RefSeq and is a predicted model, not a curated record. NCBI's taxonomy places the organism in Eukaryota, Metazoa, Arthropoda, Insecta, Diptera, Drosophilidae.
GCUUUCAAGGUGCCAUGCGCCGUGGUCGGGUCUGACAAACAGGUCUGGUCCAUUGUGGAGCGUCGAUUGAAUCAGAAAAUCAACUUUAACCGUGGGUGGGCGGAAUAUGCCCAAGGUUUUGGCGAUUUCAGCAGUGAAUUCUUCAUUGGGCUGGAAAAAUUGCACCAGAUGACGUCAUCGAAGCCUCACAAGCUCUUGAUACGAUUAAACAAUGGCCAGAGCGUCAAAACCGCGUCCUACAGCAACUUUCGAAUUGGAAACGAGACUGAGGGCUAUGCCAUACAAUCACUGGGUGAAUACUCUGGAGACGCUGGCGAUGGAUUGAGAGAGAGCCUAAAUCAGAAGUUCAGCACCUUCGAUCGCGACAAUGAUCUAUUGCACGAUGUCAACUGCUCCAAGGAUGCCAGCGGCGGUUGGUGGCAAACGAACUGCGGCAAAUCAAAUCUAAACUUUUAUCUCAGAAGCAACAUGGUCUACUGGGACGGUGUCAUAGAUUCCAUAUAUUCCGUCGAAAUAUUGAUACGUCCCACAAAUAUCGAUGGAAAUUGAGCAAA